ACCAAAUGUGUGUGAAAUGAGCCAACAUGGAGCUGCUUCUGGAGGAGGUAAAAACAAAUGUGCAACAGAAAUUUAAUGAAGUGCGCGCUGCGUUGCAUAUGCGUGAAAAGUUGUUGCUACGGCAACUGGAGGUAAUUGCCAACACCCACCAACAACAGUCGGCGCCCGUUUACAUCGACUACGAGUCGCACAAGGAGCAGGAGAAGUGCGAGAAGUGCGCAAUUCGAUUCGUGACUGGCGACAAAAACGAGGAGGAAAAACUGCUAUUGGCUAUAAGGAGUUUUGGCCAGUUCCAGCUGGACAGCAAUAUGCAACUGGCGCUGCAUCGAGCGCAGGACAAUCGCAAUGCGGGACUGCGCAAUGAGGAUUACAUUGAACCCGUGGAUGAUCACGAAACGAUGUACAAAUGUCUGGAGGAUCGGGCGUCAAGUGUAGCCUACUACGAUCUCAAUGAUGAAGUGCAGCCGGAGGCGAUUGUCGUCGACUUCUCACGCAACAAGGCGCUGCUGGAGGACAAUGCCAAGCGUUCGAUUAUCAACAUAACGCUGCAGGAAGCCAAGGAUUUGAUACGUCGGGCAAAAGUCAAACGGGAGACUUUUGUGCCGCCCUUGAAUCUGGAGGAGCUGGACGACGAGCUGGAAUCGUCCAUAGCCGAUGCUGUCUCCAGUCUUGGUCGCAGCUCCGUCUGUCCCGAACAGGCCGGUGGCAAACCAAAGCCAAAGCAGCGCAAGCCACGCUUCAAACCAAAGAUCACCAUUAACAAUUGCAAUGGAACGAUUAAUCUGCGCAACAUUGCCAGCCUGACCAUCAACUGUGCCAGCGAGGAGGCAGUCAGCGCUGAACUACCUCUAGCUGAAGCUCCAGCUACAGCAUCUGCUGCUGCUGCUGCUGCAACUCAAUCCGCCGAUUCCAGCACCACCACCACCGAUCCCUCCAGCUGCACACCCAGCAGCUCCAACUAUUCCAGCAAUGCCAGCUCCCGCUCUCAGUCGAAGAAGCACAAGGAGACGAAGGCCAAGGCAAAGAGCAUUGAAUCGACACCCACAACGGACAACCACGAAGCCACCUGUGACUUUUACAAUCGCCUCUUGAACGAGAUAAAAAAGAGCCUCAAGCAAAAGCCCUCAACUGGAGUUGCCACAGCAGGAGUAGAAGCAACCACAACUACGACCACAACUGCAACUGUGACCAGCAGCGAUGCGGCUGUGCAGGUGCAAGUGGAUGCCGAUUCCAGCUGCGAUGCUGGCGACAGGCCGGUCCAUGUCACCAGCAGCGAGUCGGCGAUCUCCUCGUCCUCGCAACUGCAACCGGGCAAGCGUUUGGUGCUGAAGAACUUUGAGAACCUGAAGAUCAUCCUCGAGGCAAACAGCGGCGACGAGGAUGCCUUCCAUCCGGUGCAAAUCGAACAGUGGCUGGCUGAAAUUAUAUCCGAGACGGAUCUGGAGCCGAUGCAGAAUACAGACAUACUCGAGCACAGCAAAAUCAACACCAGCGAGAGCAACUAAAAUAGCACUCAAGGAUUUCCACAAUCGAUCACAGUAUUUCCUAACUAGAUGUUAUAAUUAUAUUUAUAGAAAUGUAGUUGUAGUUGUAGUUUCUUUAAUUGUAGUGUUUUCAUUUGCAAUUACUUGGCUAAUUAUGCAAUUACUUUUAUAGUUAGUCGGAGUAAUUGUAAUUGGUUGCAAGUAUUUAGCUCUGUUUAGUUCUGGCAACUGCCCAUAUAAUCGAUUAGUUUCUUAAGUCUCACACAAAACACGGCUUUUGUGGUCCAAGUCUCUGCAUUUAAGAAUCAAAAAAUAUUCAAAUUGUAUCCACAAGUAGAAGAAAAACAAAAGAAAAUUGUGCUUUCGCAUUCGUUGUACUUAAACUGAGUAUCUAAGUACUUAA
Molecule: messenger RNA, 1887 nt
Organism: Drosophila grimshawi
Lineage: Eukaryota; Metazoa; Arthropoda; Insecta; Diptera; Drosophilidae
Exons: 3
Coding region: 27-1505 (492 amino acids)
Source: RefSeq, a predicted model, not a curated record